Messenger RNA from Mycosarcoma maydis (corn smut), 354 nucleotides. RefSeq lists its product as uncharacterized. The record is from RefSeq and is a predicted model, not a curated record. Lineage: Eukaryota; Fungi; Basidiomycota; Ustilaginomycetes; Ustilaginales. Bases 1 to 354 code for a protein of 117 amino acids. The transcript has 2 exons.
AUGUGUGGAUUCACGGUUGUCGGUAGAGCCAACCACCCAGCUCUCACGACUACGGCCGACGAUGCUUGCAGACCAAGUCGUAAGUCGCGCGUUCUGGUGCGCUUGGAUGCUUACAAGGUUCGUCCCGAACCUUCAUCUCUCACGCCGCCGUCCACGUUGAUGACGACGCUUGCAUCGUGUCUCACGAGGCGGUGCCAAUCGAGUCGCCAAACGCAAAACGCAAGCCUUGUUCGUCCCUCACCCCGGCUCAGCAGACAAUCAGCUCUGUCAACAAGCCCCUUUCAACCAAGAUAUGUCAGGCGACUCUGGCAGUACAAAUGCAAGCGCGACGCCACAACCCAGGUGUUGUCGUGA